This is a messenger RNA of Trichoplax adhaerens, 1729 nucleotides long. RefSeq lists its product as hypothetical. NCBI's taxonomy places the organism in Eukaryota, Metazoa, Placozoa, Uniplacotomia, Trichoplacea, Trichoplacidae. Bases 1 to 1329 code for a protein of 442 amino acids. The record is from RefSeq and is a predicted model, not a curated record. Gene Ontology annotation, biological process: small GTPase-mediated signal transduction; protein transport; vesicle-mediated transport. Gene Ontology annotation, cellular component: cytoplasm. Gene Ontology annotation, molecular function: Rab GDP-dissociation inhibitor activity. The transcript is spliced from 13 exons.
AUGAAUGAAGAGUACGACGUGAUUGUACUUGGUACCGGUUUAAAGGAAUGCAUCCUUAGCGGCAUGUUGUCAGUCAGUGGUCGCAAGGUACUCCAUAUGGACCGUAACAAAUACUAUGGUGGAGAAAGUGCAUCCUUGACCCCAUUGGAAUCGCUAUUUAGCAAAUUUGAACAAUCGGAUACCAAUGAGAAAUUUGGUCGUGGACGCGAUUGGAACGUUGAUUUAAUACCCAAGUUUAUAAUGGCAAACGGCCAACUUGUGAAGUUGCUCAUUCAUAGCGGUGUGACUCGCUAUUUAGAAUUCAAAGUAGUUGAAGGAAGUUUCGUAUACAAGGGUGGUAGCGUUUACAAGGUACCGGCUGAUGAAAAAGAAGCUCUAGCCACAAGCCUGAUGGGAUUAUUUGAGAAGAGAAGGUUCAGAAAAUUUUUAUUAUUCGUUAUGGAUUUUAAGCAGGAUGAUCCUUCCACUUGGCAAGGUACGAACCCUAAAUCAACGACCAUGAAUGAGGUAUAUAAGAAAUUCGGUUUAAGCUCCGGUACCGCCGAUUUUACGGGACAUGCGUUAGGAUUGCAUCUUGACGAUGAAUAUUUGAAUGCAGCUUGUGGUGAUACUAUUCAAAGAAUCAAACUUUAUUAUGAGUCCUUGUCUCAUUAUGGUAAAUCGCCUUAUCUUUAUCCUCUUUAUGGUCUUGGAGAACUUCCUCAAGGAUUUGCUAGAUUGAGCGCCAUCUAUGGUGGUACUUAUAUGCUGGAUAAACCGAUAGAAGAAUUAGUUAUGGAGAAUGGUGUUGUUGUGGGUGUUAAGUCUGAGGGAGAGGUUGCUAGAGCGAAAUGUGUUAUUUGUGACCCUUCGUAUUGCUCGAAUAGAGCUAAGAAAGUUGGUCAGGCUGUUCGAGCUAUCUGUUUACUUAAUCAUCCUAUCCCGAAAACUAACAACGCAUCUUCGUGCCAAAUUAUCAUUCCUCAAAACCAAGUUGGUCGCAAAUCUGACAUGUAUAUUUGCAGUGUGUCUUUUACACACAACGUUUGCUCCAAGGGGUGGUAUUUAGCUAUUGUGAGUACGACCGUUGAGACGGAUAACGCAGAAGCGGAGCUGAAACCUGCUUUGGAUCUUUUAGGGUCAAUCGAGAAAAAGUUUAUAGCUGUUAGUGACAUAUAUGAGCCAAGUGAUGAUGGACAAGAGAGCAAGGUUUUCAUAAGUAAAUCUUACGACGCCACAACGCACUUUGAAACAACAUGCAAUGACAUCGUGGAUAUGUAUCGUAGAGUAACUGGUUCAGAAUUUGAUUUUGCUAAAGUUCAGAAAGAUCUUGAGACUGUAGAGCAGUAGGUGGUAACACUUUCUCUAAAUGUUUUAAGUAAAUCUAAAAACGUCUUUGGCUUUGGCAAUGUAGUAAUGAUGAAUUUGUAAUUGCUUCGUGUGUUACACCGUUUACAGUGUUCAGUUAUCGGAAUACUACAUUAGUGUUCUUAUUAGCAAAGACGUACUUAGUAGCCGGCAUAUUAUACUAUUUGUGCAGAUCUUAAUCUUGCCUCUGCACACUGUGGUCUUUUUUCCCCUCUUUGUUCUUCACAUUGGCGCUAGAAAAUUGAAGUAUUAAAAUUCAAAAUAAGUGCCUGAGAUAAAAUUCUAGAAUAAUGCUUAUAUAGUUGCAUGUAGUUAUAUAGAUUUAACCUUUUAAGCAAUGAGGUGAUUUGUUAUAUAAUUAUUUGUAAAGCUGUAUGUUGAC